Molecule: messenger RNA, 1448 nt
Organism: Dothidotthia symphoricarpi CBS 119687
Lineage: Eukaryota; Fungi; Ascomycota; Dothideomycetes; Pleosporales; Dothidotthiaceae
Exons: 3
Coding region: 109-1326 (405 amino acids)
Biological process (GO): polyketide metabolic process
Source: RefSeq, a predicted model, not a curated record
CGCUCCCCCACCACCAUAGCAUCGCGACCUGCAUCAGACGGUCGAGUAAUACUGUUCAGACACGCGCGCAGCAUUAUCAUCGCAUGAUUGCGCGCUCGAUCCGGAAGAAUGGCUAAACAGUUCCUCGCGGACACCAACGGGUGGUUGUCGUUCAACCACAGCACCCCGGUCCUUUACAUCACAUCAGAAGACGAGGACUUUGACGUUGAGACAAUGCGCGCAUGGCGCGAUGAAGGCUUCAUUGUCAAGUACAUACCUAUGGGUAGCGGAGGGAAGCAAUAUGUGCAGACUCUCCACUCUCUGGGCGACAAGAUGAGCAUUGGAGAGCGAUACGCAGUCGUAGCCUUUGGUGAUGCAGCGGCUAUAUGUCUAGAUGUCUUCUCAGAACCCAAGACGUCGACAUCGAAGCUCUGCUCCUUAAUCGCAUAUUACCCUACUUCCAUCCCCGAUCCCAAUCGUCGCUUCACUUCCUCAUUUCGCGUAUUGGUACAUCUUGCGCAAGGCGCACAUGGCAGCGAAGAAUCUGUCGGAAUCGCGCGACGCCCGGAAGUCUUGGGCAUACAGGGAAAGCGGAAGAUUGUGCAGAGGCGCAUCACACGCGGGAUAGGCGCCGGGGGUCUGCAGAGCAAGAUCAACUACCCAGUCUUCACAUACGAAGGCGUAGAUGCCGGAUUCGCCGAGCACGAUCUAGACGAGUACGACGCGGUUGCAGAUGCCAUAGCCUGGAGUCGAAGCCUAAGCAUGGUACGGCGAGGAUUCGGUGCAGAAGUAAACCUCGAGCGCGUGUGGGACGAGAACGAAGAGCAAAAAUACCGCGGCGGAGACGUCACAAAACUCUUAGACACCUACGUCAACUCUCCGACCCCGUUCGUGAAUUUCACCCCCACCAUGACCGGUGGCCACGGCCGCCCCGAACUCAAGCGCUUCUACGCAGACUACUUCCUGACUUCCUCCCCUCCCUCGCUACACAUGCGCCUCCUCAGCCGCACAAUCGGCGUCGACCGCAUCGUCGACGAACUAUACAUCCAGUUCAAGCACACAUGCCAGAUGCCGUGGAUCCUGCCCGGCGUCAACCCCACGAACCAAAAAGUAGAGAUUGUGGUCGUAAGCAUUGUGGGCAUGCGGGCGGGCAAGAUUUGGCACGAGAGGGUGUACUGGGACCAGGCGAGUGUGCUGUUUCAGGUCGGUCUGCUGGAUCCGGAUCAUGUUCCUGAGAAGUUUAAGAAGCAGGGGUUGGAGAUGUUGCCUGUUAGUGGGAGUGAGGCUGCUAGGAAGAUCAUGGAUGUUGAGAGUGAGGAGGCGAAUGAUAUGAUUGAUGAUUGGUAGAUGAGUGACAGUGGAAGGAGGUAUUCAUGGCUGGAAUCAGAUAUGUUGGAUCGUGGGGAAAUCUUAAUUGUAGUCUAUGGUCGCAUAUGGCAAAUGAUACCGAAGUAAAGCAGAACGAUAGA